Messenger RNA from Geodia barretti, 990 nucleotides. Lineage: Eukaryota; Metazoa; Porifera; Demospongiae; Tetractinellida; Geodiidae. The record is from the annotation of a GenBank genome assembly.
AUGGGUGGAGAUUACGGUCCCCCUGUAACCGUUGCGGGCGCGUUGGCAGCUUUGGAUGCUCACCCCGAAAUACACGUAACGUUCGUGGGGGAUCCCGACCAGAUCAGCACUGAAAUCAAGAACCAUCGCGCGGAAACCGAUCGCAUUGCGGUUGUGCCGUCGGACGGGAAAAUCUCGGACGAUGAGCAUCCGGUCGCAGCGUUGCGGCGUCGGCCGCGGUCUUCGAUUGCGGUUACCACCCACUUGCUGAAGUCGGGCGCUGCCGACAUGGCGGUAUCGGUAGGUUCAACAGGCGCCACCAUGGCGGCGUCGGUGUUUGCACUCGGCCUUAUGGAAGGAUUGGAACGCCCCUGCAUCGGUGGCAAUUUUCUUGGUCUGGCGCCCGAUACCACGGUGAUCGACCUGGGAAGUAAUGUGGAUUGCCGGCCGCCUCAGAUGGUGAGUUUUGCCGCCCUUGGUGUCGCGUUCUCGCGUCAUUACCUGGGCAUCCAAUCUCCCCGAGUUGCGUUAUUGAGCGUCGGUGAGGAAGCCGCCAAGGGGAACCGGCAGGUGCAGGACACUUUCACCCUUUUGGAAAAGAGCCAUCUCAACUUUGUCGGUAACGUUGAAGGGAUGGAUUUUUUCACCGAUAAAGCUGACGUAAUAGUGUGUGACGGGUUCAUCGGCAACAUACUCAUUAAAUUCGCCGAAGGGUUGGGCUCGGUAUUUCGCCCAUUCCUGCAACGACAGUUGGCCUCAACGUUCCCCGAAGGCGCGGUUACCCGUAUCACGGAUGCAAUUUGGCAAUCCACCAACUUGCCACGUACGAUGGGUGGGCCCCUCUUCGGCAUCAACGGCCUGGUCAUGAUUGGCCACGGUUCCUCCGGGCCCGAGGGGAUAUCUGGAGCGAUAGAAACGGGGCUCCUGUGCCAUCGCAUCGGCCUGGUAAACGGGUUCCGCCAGGAAUUGUCGCGGUUGGAUAUGGCGAUCAUGUUAGAAUCCGGCGAGUGA